AUGACUGCCCAAGAAGUCUCCAAGGGAGGUUACCUCCGUCCCGGUCCUGUCGAGUCCUUUAUCGCGAACGGUCUCAAGGCCCAGGAUUACUACUUUGAUCUCCCCCUCUACCACACCGAUGCCUCCAAGAAGGAGACCAUUGUCGUCUUUGCUCGCAGGGUUGUCGCUGUGGACAAGCAGGCUGAUGCAGACAAGUUGCCCUGGCUCAUUUACUUCCAGGGCGGUCCCGGAUUUGGAUCUCCUGCUUAUACCACGGGAUGGGUCAAAAAUGCUGCCAAGAAGUUCAACGUGUUGUUGCUGGACCAGCGUGGAACAGGCCUUUCGACUGCGAUGACUGUUCAGGUCCUCUCCCAGUUCAAGACUCCUCAGGAGCAAGCCGAGUAUUUUAUGCAGUUCCGCGCCGACUCGAUUGUUCGCGACUCUGAGCUCAUCAGAGAAACUCUUCUUGCCAACAGCACGGAGAAGAAGUGGAGCCUUUUGGGUCAGAGUUAUGGUGGAUUCUGCAUCACCACCUACCUUUCCUUGUUCCCCGAGUCGAUCACGGCGGCGUACAUCACUGGAGGAAUCCCACCUGUUGUUGAUUCCUUGGAGACUGUCUACCGCAAGUCGUACAAGAGCGUCAUGAAUCAUACGGAGCAAUACUAUAAGCACUUCCCCAUGGAUAUUAAGCGCGUCAAGAAGAUUAUGAAGUACCUUGCCACCAACGAGGUCAAGACGCCCAACGGAAGUAUCCUCACCCCACGCAAGUUCCAGCAGCUUGGCAUAAGAUUCGGCUUGUCUGGCGGCAUGGACUCAAUUCACCAGCUUUGUCUCAGCGCGUUCGUCACCAUUCAAGGCAAGGAGGUUCUUUCGAGUGCCUUCUUGCACGAAAUUGAGUCUGCACAGGAUUUGAUCCCCCCAAUCUAUGCCAUCCUGCACGAGGCUAUCUACUGCGACGGACCCAACGUUGCCUCCAACUGGACCGCCUCUAAGCUUCUCAAUGGAGAGUUCAAGAGCGCCUUUGGAUACUCUGUAGAGGAGUAUGGGUCUCUUGAGGAUGACUCUAGCAAGAUUGUCUACUUUACCGGCGAGCACAUGUACGACUGGAUGUUAGAAGACUAUGCGUACCUUCUGCCUCUCAAGGAGUGCGCAGAGAUUCUGGCCAAGCACACCAACUGGCCCAAGCUCUAUAACCCCGAGGUUCUGGCCAAGAACACUGUCCCUGUCGCUGCUGCUGUUUAUUACGACGACAUGUUUGUUGACCGCGAGUGCUCUGAGAACACUGCUAAGCUGAUCCAGGGUAUGAAGCUCUGGAUCACCAACGAGUACAAGCAUUCUGGUCUCCGCGACGACAGCGGUAUCCUGACCAAGCUUAUGAAGAUGGUCAGCAACGAGGUUGAUGUCCCCACUUUCUGA
Molecule: messenger RNA, 1395 nt
Organism: Linnemannia hyalina
Lineage: Eukaryota; Fungi; Mortierellomycota; Mortierellomycetes; Mortierellales; Mortierellaceae
Source: the annotation of a GenBank genome assembly